Molecule: messenger RNA, 1872 nt
Organism: Penicillium crustosum
Lineage: Eukaryota; Fungi; Ascomycota; Eurotiomycetes; Eurotiales; Aspergillaceae
Product: IQ calmodulin-binding motif protein
Exons: 6
Coding region: 1-1872 (623 amino acids)
Molecular function (GO): catalytic activity
Source: RefSeq, a predicted model, not a curated record
AUGGUACCACGCAAAGUGUACAAUAUGUGUCAAGGGCAGACAGUUACUUCAGAAUUAGCCCUUGACCCAUCGCAGUGUCCACAGAAAGUCUUUCAUAAGUUGUUUGAGAGUCAUCAUGCGUCGCAUACAUAUGACGGUGCGGAAGAAUCAGAUGUCAACAGAGCGUCCGAAUGGGAAUCGUUAAAUGAGCUGCAGAAAGCUCGCACCUGCGGGAACUUUGGGUCUGUGGAAACGAGUGAUCUAUUUCUAAAGGUUUAUCAUGACGCGUUAUGUUGUUUAGAAAAGAACCCAAUGUCAGGGGUUGUAUCCCCCCAGCUGCUGGGGAGCACAGGAGUUCUACCACUGACAAUUGUCGCCCCGUUACCUGAUCUCUGCCGUCAUUUAGCUAAUUGCAUUGUGCGCGCCGAACAUGAAAUCUUUUUGGGUACCAAUUUCUGGAUCCACUCGGACGCAUCCACAUUAGUGACGAAUGCCAUCCGCGAACUUUCCAAACGCGCAGGAGAAAGGGGACAGAAAAUAGUUAUGAAGAUGAUCUAUGAUCGCGGAGAUCCUCGUCAGGCAUGGGACAAUAGAUUAAGUGUCCGCGAGGACCAAUAUGUCGGCGGAAAGGUGAAGUUACCUGCCGCGAGCGAGAUACCCAAUAUCGAGCUCCAAGUCAUCAAUUUCCACAGACCUGUCUUUGGGACGUUCCAUGCAAAAUUCACUGUUAUUGACCGGCGCAUGGCUCUCAUACAGAGCAGUAACAUUCAAGACAACGACAAUCUCGAGAUGCUGUCUCAUAUCGAGGGCCCGAUUGUUGAUUCUUUCUAUGAUGCCGCCUUGCUAUCGUGGGGAAAGGCUCUCGAUCCUCCAUUCCCACUUCUGAACUCUCCAGCGAAAGAGGCUCCGAUACCAUGUCACGAAGAAAGGAAUGGUGGUAUUUCUACGGAGAAUGGAGAUAAAGCUCUUCCUGAGCAUACUACCAACUCUCCGCAUUACGAUAGGGACUUUGAACAAGAAGCCCGGAGAGUCAACGAUUGUAUUCAUCCACAAGGCGAUGAAACACGCACACAGGCUGUCAGCCGUCAUCUCAAUACAACUAUUCAGCCUGACACCACAGGCGAUGCGCCAGACAGCGACCAGGAUAAUACAUUCAACCCUUAUAUGGUCCUACCUCGACACGAGCCAUUCCCAAUGGCAUUGGUAAACAGAGAACCAUUUGGAUCCCCAAACCACAGCAGCAUCCACACCCCGCAAAAUGCGGCAUGGCUAUCCGCAAUCAACAACGCCCAGCACUCAAUCCUCAUCCAGACACCAAACAUGAACGCCGAGCCUCUAAUGGAACCCCUCCUCAACGCCGUUCGCCGUGGUGUCGCGGUAGCCUGCUAUCUCUGCCUUGGCUACAACGACGCAGGCGAGCUCCUCCCAUUCCAAAACGGAACCAACGAAAUGAUCGCAAACAGACUGUACAACUCCCUCGAAACCGACGAAGAGAAAUCCCGUCUACGGGUAUGCUAUUAUGUCGGCAAGGAUCAGACUCGUCCUAUUCAUAAUAGCUUCAAGAAGCGGAGUUGCCAUAUUAAGUUGAUGAUUGUUGAUGAGCAGAUUGCGAUUCAAGGCAAUGGAAAUCUCGACACGCAGUCAUUUUUCCACAGUCAGGAAAUCAAUGUCCUUAUUGAUUCCGCGCUCGUUUGUCGUGCUUGGACGGAGUUGAUCAAUCGCAACCAGAAUACUGCCAAAUACGGGGCUGCAAGUACAAUGGAUGGCUGCUGGCAUGAUCCCGAGACUGGUGAGAUUCCAGAGGGCUCAAUGGGAGCUGUAAGGGGUCGGUUUAGUUGGGCUAAGGGAGCUGUUGGCGCUGUGCAGCGAGUGAGAGGUGUUGGUGGAUUCUAG